ACACACAACUCUCACUCCCUCACUCCCUCACCAUCUCUCUCUCUCCUCUUCCUAACCUAACAAGCCAUGGCUAAGAUCGUUCUUCUGCUACUAUAUAUGGCAGCGACGGUGGCCGUGGUGGUGGCGGAACUUCAACGCUUUGAACAUCCGGUGAAAUCCGACGGAUCUCUUAGCUUUUUGGUUGUUGGUGACUGGGGGAGGAGAGGGCUCUACAACCAGUCCAACGUCGCUUAUCAGAUGGGGGACGUGGGGGAGAAAAUGGACGUGGACUUCAUUGUAUCCACGGGUGACAAUUUUUACGAUAGUGGAUUAAUUGACGAAGAUGAUCCGGCGUUUUUUGAGUCCUUCACUGUUGUAUAUACCGCCCCAAGCUUACAAAAGCAAUGGUACUCUGUAUUGGGUAACCAUGACUACAGGGGUAAUGUCUUGGCACAAUUUAGCCCAGCCCUCAAACAAAGAGAUAGCAAAUGGUUUUGCCUUAGAUCUUUUAUCCUCCAUGCUGGACACGUGGAUUUUUUCUUUGUGGAUACAACACCUUUCCAAGAUAAAUAUUUUUCAGAAAUAGAUCAGGAAUAUGACUGGAGAGGUGUUCUUCCUCGAGAGAACUAUCUUUCGGAUCUUUUAAAGGACGUGGAUGCAGCACUAAAAGGAUCAAGUGCCAAAUGGAAAAUAGUGGUAGGGCAUCAUACCAUAUUUAGUGCUGGUCACCAUGGCAAUACAGAAGAGCUCGUGGACAAACUUUUGCCCAUUCUUGAGGCAAACAAGGUGAAUCUGUACAUAAACGGACAUGACCAUUGCUUGGAGCAUAUCACUAGUCCAAACAGUCAGCUGCAGUUUCUAACAAGUGGAGGCGGCUCAAAGGCAUGGCGUGGCGCUGUUAAGCCAUUUAACCUUGAUGCAAUGAAGUUCUAUUAUGAUGGCCAAGGUUUCAUGGCGGCUGAAAUAACUGAAAAUGAAGCUUAUGUGGCUUUUUAUGAUAUAUUUGGCAACAUGCUACACAAAUGGAGUAGCUACGAACUCACACAUACUGCUUCCUAAUGAGAUUUAUGUAUUUAUAACUGUGAGUAUUUGCAUCAGUUUGUAUAAUUAAAUGAGGUCUAUAAAUAGUAGUAAUUUAUGGGCUAAAAUGUAUUGGAUUUUAUUGUAAAUCAGUAUGAAUUUGUGUAUCAUGUUUCAGUUUGUGAAAAAAUGUUUCUUCAUCACUC
Cynara cardunculus var. scolymus (artichoke) is the source of this 1205-nucleotide messenger RNA. RefSeq names its product purple acid phosphatase 8-like. Bases 67 to 1038 code for a protein of 323 amino acids. Gene Ontology annotation, molecular function: acid phosphatase activity; ferrous iron binding; ferric iron binding. The transcript has 7 exons. The record is from RefSeq and is a predicted model, not a curated record. Lineage: Eukaryota; Viridiplantae; Streptophyta; Magnoliopsida; Asterales; Asteraceae.